Messenger RNA from Dissoconium aciculare CBS 342.82, 751 nucleotides. RefSeq lists its product as uncharacterized. NCBI's taxonomy places the organism in Eukaryota, Fungi, Ascomycota, Dothideomycetes, Mycosphaerellales, Dissoconiaceae. The record is from RefSeq and is a predicted model, not a curated record. Bases 211 to 606 code for a protein of 131 amino acids. The transcript has a single exon.
UGUCUGUUUAACAAUCUCUUCUGAUGAGGACUCAACUCCGCAACACGAGAUCCGCGCCUCCUCCCGGAUGCUCAUCAGCUCUUACCAGGAGCCGCUGAAGAGAGAUGUUUAGAUCUCUGAAAUGGCAGUGCCGUCCGCUCGUCGACGGCGCGUUCUUAGGGUUGGUACUGAGGUUCCUGCUCUCUCUGCUUGACAAACAGGAUCGAUUUGAUGUGGAUGAUGGUAUCCAUGCCUUUGAGUGAACGAAGAUCGUGCGUGCGUGCGAUUCUUGUGCUUUCUCCUUGCUUUGGAUCGACGAAAGAGAAUAUCCCAGAUUCAGAACAGAGACCUACCGUGAUCACUCACCUCUCUGCGAAUCUCGAAGCCAGCUCGAACUUCCCUCGCAACACGAAGCAGCCCUCUUCGACUGCUUCGAAACCCGCCAGCGACGACGCCGUAGACUUCAACCCUUCUCUCAAAAGAGAGAGCCCUCGGUCCCGCGCCGCCAUCUAUAGCUUGAGCGACAACUCAGAACAUCGCCGCACCACGCACGCGCCGUGCUCUUUCUCCCCAUCCCAAUGGGUUUCAGGACAGGACAUGAAUCUUGAGUUUCGUUGUCCAGGAUGACAACACAACGGUCCAUGGCUCGCUUUCACAAAAGGCUAGACCCACUCUUCAAUGAGUGGAAGCGGCCGAUCCCAGGCACAACACGCCGAGGUAGACGGCCCAUGAAAGCCGUUCUUCCAGAACGCAAAUCGGACAUUCACGGACA